Canis lupus familiaris (dog) is the source of this 2443-nucleotide messenger RNA. RefSeq names its product long-chain-fatty-acid--CoA ligase ACSBG2-like (gene ACSBG3). Gene Ontology annotation, molecular function: long-chain fatty acid-CoA ligase activity. Lineage: Eukaryota; Metazoa; Chordata; Mammalia; Carnivora; Canidae. Bases 182 to 2197 code for a protein of 671 amino acids. The record is from RefSeq and is a predicted model, not a curated record. The transcript has 14 exons. Gene Ontology annotation, cellular component: endoplasmic reticulum; membrane.
AGGCAGGAACAUUCUGGACAUCCAGGCUAGAGACUGUUGUCCCCCUAAGAGCAGGGGGGCGGUGACCAAAGCUGAUAAAAAGAAGUGGGAGAUAGAAGUGGGCACUGCCUUCCUGACGACAGAGAUGGGAGGCCAGAUGCCCCGCAGGCAGUAAGACGAGAGGCCGAGGACUCCGCAUACCAUGACCUCACGCAAGACGCGGAGUCCAACAGACACAGGUCACCGACCAGAAAUGAAAGCCCGAGGCUUCCGCUACUGGACGUCCAAGCGCGACGGCGAGGUGGCCCUGCGGCAGGAGGACGCCUUCACCAGCCAGCCGCCCGUCACCGUGCACGACAUGGUCAUGAACACGGCCAUCAAGUACGCCAACUGCAUCGCGCUGGGCUCCAAGCACAGGAACGGCUGGCACCUGCUCACCUACGUCGAGUACUACGAGGAGUGCCGGCGCGCGGCCAAGGCCUUCCUCAAGCUGGGCCUGGAGCGCUUCCACAGCGUGGGGAUCAUGGGGCUAAACUCACAGGAGUGGGUCAUCGCCAGCAUCGGUGCCAUCAUGGCAGGAGGCUUCUCUGUUGGCAUCUUGUCCACCAACUCCCCAAAGGCCUGCCAGGUCAUCGCUGAAAGCUCGGAGAUAGACAUCUUUGUGGUGGAUAAUGACAGACAGCUGCAGAAAGUCAUCCAGAUCCAGGGCUACUUGAAACACCUCAAGGCCAUCGUCCAGUACAAGGAGGAGAUCCGGACCCGGCUGCAGAACCUGUACUCCUGGAGAGGGUUCCUGGACCUGGCGGAUGGCAUCUCGGAAGACACGCUGGACCGAGUCAUCGACUCCCAGAAGCCCAACCAGUGCUGCACCCUGGUCUACAGCCUGUCAGUCACGGGCCCCCCGAAGGCCAUGAUGCUCAGCCACGACAAUAUCACCUGGACCACGGUGGCCACCGCCCAGAGCCUGUCUUACAAGUGCCCCCCGGAGGAGCAGGAGGUCCUGGUGAGCUACCUCCCUCUCAGCUACAUGUCGGCCCAGCUCUUCGACAUGUGGAUCUCCAUCUUCGUCGCCGGAGCCCUCUACUUCGCCCAGCCCGACGCUCUGAGGGGCUCCCUGGUCGACACGCUGCAGGAGGUGAAGCCCACCACGUUCCACGGCGUCCCCUGGGUCUGGGACAGAUUGCUUGACAGCCUCAAGACCAACCAGCUCGCCUCGAGCCCAUUCCGGAGGAGGAUAGACAAGUGGGCCAUGUGGCUGGGCCUCAGGACAAACAAAAGGCGGAUAUUGGGGCAGCUCCAUCCGCCGCUGUGCUUCAGCCUGGCCAAGAAGCUGACCUUCAACCAAGCCAGGAAGUCCCUGGGCCUGCAUCACUGCCGGCAGUUCUUCAACUUGGGCCUGGGGCUCCCCAGAGCGACCAUGGAUUACUUCCUCAGCCUCAACAUGCCCAUCUUCGAGCUGUAUGGCUUGUCCGAGAGCACGGGCAUCCACACGCUCUCCAGGCAGCAGGACUUCCGGCUGCUGAGCUGCGGGAAGUCCCUCCCUAGCACCCACACCAAGAUGCAGAGAGAAGACGAGGAGGGCAUUGGGGACAUCCACAUCUGGGGCCGGAACGUCUUCAUGGGGUAUCUCAACGACGAGGAGAACACCCAGGAGAAGAUUGAUGUCCACGGCUGGCUGCACACGGGGGACCUGGGGUUUUUGGACACCGACGAAUUCCUCUACAUCAUGGGCAACGCCAGAGACAUCAUCACCCUCAGUUCGGGGGAGAGGAUCAACCCGAACCCCAUCGAGGCGCGGGUGAAGAGGCACAUUCCCAUCGUGCGCUACGUGGUGGUGGUGGGUCAGGACGCGCCCUACCUGUGCGCCCUGCUCACGCUGAAGUGCCAAGUCAACAUGGACACGGGGGAGCCCCGGAACGCGCUGACCAGUGAGGCGGUGGCUUUCUGCCGGCACCUCAGGAGCCAGGCCACCAGGCUGUCGGACAUCGUUUACGACGGAGACCCAGUGGUGCUGGAGUUCAUCAGUCAGGGGAUCGACGCCGCCAACGCGGAGGUCAGCUCAGACAGCGCCAAGAUCGUCAAGUGGACCAUCCUCGAGACGGACUUCUCUGUGGCUGGAGGGGAGCUGGGGGCCACCACCAAACUGAAGAGGGCCAUGGUGGCCAAGAUCUACCAAACUGAAAUUGAGAGAUUUUACAAGGAGGACGAGGAGUCCUAGCAGCCAGGAGAGGCCCCGGGGUUCCUGCUUGGUCACGGGGCUUUGAUCCCCCUCCCUCCAUCCCCCUAUCUGGGAUGAUUGGGGAUGAUCGGGAUGAUCGGAGGAUGGAGGAGCUGAUUGUAGAGGGAGGGAAGCUGCUCUGAGUGCCAAGUGCCCAUCGGGUGGUUUUAACUAAAAUGCCCCCCCUCUAUGGGGCAGUGUUUUAGAUUUAAAGGUAAAAGGGUAAUAAAAUGUGGUUUUGCUAAA